UCUGUCGGACACUCUCAUCAUGGAUUCCAUCUCGUCCUUCCUGGUUCUCCCCAACCGCCUCCUGGUGCCGCUGCUGCCGGACCUGCCCGAGGCUGCGCAGCUGCGCUGGCCCCUGCCAAGGGGCGUGGUGCGGGUUCACCUGCGCGGGGCUCGGGAGCUGCGCUGCAAGGAUCGGUUCCUGGGGGGGCUGGUGCAGGGUCGCUCCGACCCCUAYGCCGUGCUGCGCGUGGGGACACAGGCGGCCACCAGCCGCGUCAUCGGCGACAACCUCAACCCCACCUGGGACGAGCUCUACGAGGUGAGGGUCGCACCCCCGGGACCCCCGGAUUGAAACCCGAAUUGAAACCCCCCGCUCCCGGGACCCCCGGAUUGAAACCCGAAUUGAAAC
Messenger RNA from Malurus melanocephalus (red-backed fairy wren), 388 nucleotides. Its product is annotated as extended synaptotagmin-1-like. NCBI's taxonomy places the organism in Eukaryota, Metazoa, Chordata, Aves, Passeriformes, Maluridae. The transcript is spliced from 2 exons. The coding region runs from base 20 to 331 and encodes 103 amino acids. The record is from RefSeq and is a predicted model, not a curated record.